AUGCCGUACUUUACAUCAAGCGAGGAAUGGCAACGCCAAUCUGCUCUGCUUCUACAAGCAAGACCUAAUACUACCCGCAUAACAACAAAAUACCACAUCCCCCACUCCUCCACAAUCUCGUCAAAACCUACCACCACCACCGACCAACCCUCUGCUCCCACCAACACAGAACCAAAACAACCAAUCGCCUAUCUAGAACUAAAAACCUACGACCCCCUCUCCGGCACAACACUAAAAUACAAAACCGACAAAGCAGCAGAAGUAGGAAGACUUGUUGCUGCAAUGGGAACUCUGGGAAGAGAAAUGGCUGCAUUGCCAGAAGUAAAAGAAGAUGUCACCAUGACGGAUGCGAUAACAGAGGGUGUAGAGACGAUUGUGGAUGCCGUGGCUAGUGUUGUGACGCCUGCUGCAACAUCUGCGCAAAACACGGCUGGAAAGAAGAAGAAAAAGGGAAAGAAGUAG
This is a messenger RNA of Aureobasidium subglaciale EXF-2481, 462 nucleotides long. RefSeq lists its product as uncharacterized. Lineage: Eukaryota; Fungi; Ascomycota; Dothideomycetes; Dothideales; Saccotheciaceae. Gene Ontology annotation, cellular component: signal recognition particle, endoplasmic reticulum targeting. Bases 1 to 462 code for a protein of 153 amino acids. Gene Ontology annotation, biological process: SRP-dependent cotranslational protein targeting to membrane. Gene Ontology annotation, molecular function: 7S RNA binding. The record is from RefSeq and is a predicted model, not a curated record. The transcript has 3 exons.